AUGAAACUGAAUCAAGCGCAUUCGUCUCAAGCUACCAUGGCAAAGCGUCGGACCAAAUCCACCGGGCACAGCAGCUCGGCACCGUCCGUCGUCGUUCAGGACAACGCACUACAGCAGGACAUUUUGGCCGUGAUGCAAGAAAUUGGCCUCGAAAAUCCGGUGCAGGACAUCCAAACGCCUUCAGUACCAGAAGUCUCGCCCACGAGCUCUGCUGCUGGCUCUCAGCGAAGGAAGCGCCAACGUCUCGCAGCGGAGGUCGCUGCCGGGCCCCAGAGCACCGAGGGCAUGCAGCGCAGGCACCAUGAACCCGCCGGAACAACCGUGGAACACGCUACAUUCGAAACGCGAAUACCAUCGAAACCGUUCAUCGCGACGCCGCGUCUGCCAGAGCUACCCGUCCCGGUGAAAGCACUGCUCCGGGACGAAGACCUUCAAGCCGAGCACUGGUAUGAAGCUAUCCCGGCUGCUGUGCCGCCGCUCAAGUCCUCGUGUCAACCCAAGGCAUCUGAGGAAGUCGCAGCAGACAUCAUUCGUCGUCUGGAAGAAACCGGCCUGGAAACAUUGCGUGCAGUGAGCCAACUCUAUCAUGAGCGGAAACAACGCCAUGUACCGUCACGGACGCCGCUCAGUGGACCUGAGCUUGCAUCCUUGCCGGCUCUGGGUGCUAAACAGCUGACCCUCAUGGAUCGCAUUGCAACAUUGGCUAUGGAUAUCCGACGAGCACCGCUGUAUUACCUGGAUGAGCUGACGCAACUCAUUGACGUGGCGACGACGACGUGCAAGAAACGGCGUAAGGAGCGAUGGACGGCAAUCGAAGCUCUGAAGGAGCUCUUCAUCGAGCAGCUGCUUCCUCCGAGUCGGAAGCUGUGCGCUUUCCAGCAACGUGACUGGGCAACCUGGUAUGCUGAGCAAGGCGCACAGGUGGUGGCGGUAGCGGUAACGAAUGAGAGGACGUCACAGGCGCCACCAUCAAUGACGGCAACGGAACGUGCUCAGGUCUGCAGCGCGUUCCGAGUCCUCAUGUUCAGUGCCUUCGAGUCCGCUGUGAAGGCCCAGUAUGCGCGCUUUCUUGUCGAGGCACUCACGGAUAGCGCUCAGGACCCGAUAGAGUUCCUGGCGACGCGUGCACUCGGUGCCGCGUUGGACUUGCUGGUAGCUUGUCCCGAGCAAGAGCAAGCCCUGCUCGAUCUGCUGGUUACCAAGCUGGGUUCACCCCAUCGUGCGCUUUCCAGCAAAGCGUACCAUUCUUUGGAACUCUUGAUCCAAAAGCACCAUCCAGCAAUGCGUUUGGUUGUUGCUCGGCAUAUUUUGCAGCUCGGUAUCGAGUCGCUUCCGAACUUGACCACGGACCGUUCCAAUCGUCUGCUCUACCUCUGCGUUCGCUUCCUGGCUCAUGUGAUGCUCCAUCGAGACCGGCCUGGUGAUCGAGCGUUUGCUGCAACGCUGCUCUCCUUUUACCUGGGCACCUUUCGAAUCCUCCUGGAACGGCAGCGCUUUGACAGCCGUCUCUGCACAGCGGUGCUGGAAGGUCUCCAACGGGUGCUUCCCUUCAUCUCUGAAGGCAUCUCCAACAACAACAACAGGGAUAACUCCGAUUUUGCGCAACAGCAAGAGACACUCAAGAACCAGAUCGAUGGGCUGUACCUGCUGGUGCACCGCGGGAACCUCGAGACCUCGAUACGCUCACUGAUGGUGCUUUAUCGUCUCGGUGCAACGGAUCGGUUUUAUCGGGCACUAUACGAGACGCUUGCAUCACCCAGGUUAUGGUAUGCUGCUGGGUCUCGGAUUACAGCGCUGUGUAAUAUCUGUUAUUGGAGCAUGAAAGCGGACACAUGUGUCUCACGUCUGCUCGCACUGGUGAAACGUCUGUUGAGUUUGGCCCUGCAGGCACCGGCAGCGACGGCAGCAGGCAUCUUGCUGAUGCUCAGCGAGCUGAUUUUUCGCUCAGGACAGGAAGCAUUCCGUUUGGACGCGCAGAAGCAACUUUUGCGGAUACGACAAGCAUUAGGCGAGGGCUCGUCUGAAGAGCGCGUGGUAGCACCGCAUCAGCGCACAGCGCCGAGGACGUUCGAAGCAACACCAGACCAAGUGCCGUCGACGUCGCUGGUAGUUGCGCAAACCGUGGAUGCACGAGCGUCUGUUGUACGGACAGCAGCUCGACAAGAAAGCGCAUCGAACUGGACGACGACGACGACAACGACAACAACAACCUACGAUAUGAGCAAGCGUGAGCCCAAGUUCGCGGGAGCGGAGGCAGCUGCAUGGUGCGAGCUUGCGCUCCUGCGAUGCCACUACCAGCCCACGGUAGCCGCUUUCGCGGAAGCACUCAUUCAGGGUCAAGCGAUUCACUACAAAGGGGACCCGCUCGAAGAUCACGCACAUGCUGCGUUUCUUGAUCGCUUGGUACGCAAAAAACCCAAAUCAUCGCCACCGAUUGCCAGAAUGCAUAGCGCUUUCGCGGAGCCUCGUUCAUUGCCGGGAACGCCUUCUGUCUUGGAUGUGGCGACGGGACGCACAAGUGCAGCACCAGCGAGCACAUCGCGUGAAGGCGCUGAGGUGCGGCACUUGCACACUGCCGACGCCGAGGUCAUUCCCAGCAUGGACAAAGCACCUAACUUGCAUGCGCUCUCUGUGCCCGCAGCUGAACGGUCGCCUCGCGGGCGAACGUCCAUAAUGGCGAAUGGGAUGCAAGGAGCUCCUCAAGAGGUCGCACAUCAUCUCCGUAUCGAUAGCCUCGAGGCGAGUCAUCGAAGCACAAGCGCCGACGAGUCCUCCUUAGCGCAUAGCAGUGAAGAUGAAGAAGAGCAAGCCAUAUGGGCAGCGAUGGAGGAUUCACUCGCCAAACAGGGUAUGCUGCUUUCGGAUGACGACGACGAUGACGACGACGAUGACGACGACGAACUGUCAUCUUCCGAGUCCGAGUCCGAGUCCGAGUCAGCGAUACCACCAAGGCGUGCCGCUGCAACGCGUCCGCAGCGCACGUCACCGCAUGCUGCUGCUCAAGGCACGCGAGCGCUGGGCGUUGUACCGACUACACGCAACGGGCCUCGAGGCGCCUCUGUUGCAAGCAGGAGCAAAAAGCCCAGCACCCAGCGGAAGCGUAUUCGAGAGCCGGGGCGAGCCAGUCGGCGUGUUCCGGAUCGAUCCAAGGUACCACGUGCACGGCUGCUCUCAUGA
Messenger RNA from Cyanidioschyzon merolae strain 10D, 3177 nucleotides. RefSeq names its product CCAAT-box-binding transcription factor. Bases 1 to 3177 code for a protein of 1058 amino acids. Lineage: Eukaryota; Rhodophyta; Bangiophyceae; Cyanidiales; Cyanidiaceae. Gene Ontology annotation, cellular component: nucleus. The record is from RefSeq and is a predicted model, not a curated record. The transcript has a single exon.